UCAUUAGCUAAUAAUCUAAAUAUUUUGUUUCAUUUUCACGUACUUAGCUUUUGUUAUGUUAAAUAGAUUAUUGAUAACCUUACUUCAUUAGUUUUAAAGACAUUUAUUAAUGCGUUAAAAAAACAUUGUUAUCGGUUCCAGUGAAGUCAUUUUGCUCGUGUUCGUUCGCUAGUUGGUUUGUUAUUCAUGUUAUGUGCGUCUUAAUAACGUGUUGGUGAGAUUAUUUUAAUAUAAAUGGCAACGUUACCAAGGACUCAUAAUUCAAAGCAUGGAAAUAGUCAUCCGUCACCGUUUAGCACAAGCCCGAGAAAGCUUCAAGAAAUGACGCUGCCCGUGCCCGAUUGUCACGAUGUUACUAAUGCCAGCGGAGUCAGUAUGAAACAAUAUGAAGAGCAAUUAAAUGGAUUGCGAAAGGAGAAUUUUCAUUUGAAAUUGAGGAUAUAUUUUCUUGAGGAAAAACUUGGCAAUGGUUCACCUCCAGCUGUCCAAGGUUUGCUAGAACAUAAUGUUAGAUUACAAGUAGAGGUAGAAGAACUGAGGAGGCAACUUUCUGAUAAGCAAGAACUCUUGGCCGCAGCGGCAGAAGCGAUUGAUGUGUUAGAACAGCAGGGGUCUAUUUCGACAGAUAGCGUUGAGGUUUCGAUGAAUAAUGCUCGCACGAGGAAGGAAGAUAAACCAUCUGAUAAGAUUUCAGAGAAGAAAGAGGUUUGCGAUGAUACUUGUGCUUCCGAGUCAGCUGGUGACCUUUUGGAUGUACCUGAUAAUCACGAUGACAUGAGUGAGCUUUUAAAGUUACGCAGAGAGAACAGAAAAGCUCUACAAAUGAUUAAAGGAUGCAUGAAGAAAAUUCAGCAACAAGAUAAGGAAAUUAAGAAAUUAAAAUUGAAUAAGGAAUUGGCAUAUGCGCAUGUGAGUGAUUCACAAUUAGAAAAAUAUGAAGAAAUAUUGAAAUGUAAAGAUGAACAUAUAAAGGACCUAGAAAGCAAAGUACGUGAAUUACAGAAAAAUGCAGAAAAUAUCCAAAAUGAUGAUACCACUGGAAAUCUGCAGCAAUUGUUAACCCGUCGCUUGCAAGGACUCGCAUACUUUUUAGACAAACUAUUGUCCCAUAAGUGUGUACUAGGCGAGGAGAAAAAGAAGCUUGCUGAAAGUAUUUUGGAACAAAGUUUAGCUUUACCUGUUGGUUUGAAAUUAGAUGAGUCUAUGGCACCUGAAGAAUUUACUAUGGACGAGAGUAAUCUCGACAUAUCACAAUCAUUUAGGAUAGAAGAUCUAACGAUGAUGUUUGGUCAUCACGUCAUGUGUAGCGGCGAUGACAACAAGUGCUCUUCCCGAAAACCCUUGAAACAUUUCCCGCAAGCCGAUGUUGUCUCUGAAUCUGAAUGUUGGUCAGAGCCAGACAGAAACGUUUCACUUGCGCGUGUUGGGCUCUGUGACACAGGUGUAAACGUCAGAGAAUCUACAUCUGAAAACAAUCGAUACAGAUCUCGUCGGUCUAGAGUUUCGUAUGGUUCUCGUUCAGAGGAUAAUAAAACUACAAACGAAUCCGCGAUGCUUGAUGAAAUUAACCAACUAACUCAGAGAAACGAGCUAUUGGAAGAAGAAAAUGUUGAUCUAAAGAGUAAAAUUGAGUUUGCUCAAAAACAGAUAGAUGAGCUUAUAUCAGAAAAAGAUGAAUUAAAAUCUGUUUUGAAUUCAGAACGUACUAGUCAUCUGGAAGCAAGGAAAGAUUUAGCUGUUAUGAAAAAUUCUAUUAUGACUCUAGAAUUAGAAAUUGAAACCUUAAAAAAUAAACUCACUGAAACUACGCAACUUAUUGAAAAGUUAAGAAUAGAAAGGCAAGAGUUAGAAUCGACAUAUAUGGAAACUGAGAGAGCUUUACGACGUGCUGCAGACGAGGCUACAGUACAAGCCUCGCAAGCUGCCCUUGAAAGGGCACGAGCCCAACAUGAUAGAUUAAAAAUUGAAAGAGAAUUAGAAGAAACACGAGAAAAAUUAUCUUGCGUAAUGGAAACAAAUGCUAAACUAGAAUUAGAAGCUACGCGUAGAGUUGCAAUUGAAAUCGAAAACAAAGCAGUUAUGCAACGUGAUGCUUUAUCAGAAGAAGAUAGACCAACGUCACCAGAUUUGGGCAUUGACAGUGAUAGAUUGUCCAGCUUGGAACAAAAUGACGCAGCUACUUUAUCACCACGUUCGUUAUAUGAAGAGAAUCAAACUCUAAAACAGAAACUUGCUAGAACUAAAGCUACACUAGCAGAUACUUUGUCACAACUAAAUGCAGCUAAUCUGAGAAAAAGAAGUGUACAACGUGCUAUUUGCCGAGAAAUACACAAGACCCAAGGAGUUUUGCGGAAAGCGCGGGAUCAGUUUGAAAACCAAAAUUAACAAAAUUUCUGUGUAAUAAGUUAUAACAAAAUAAUUUGUUUUAUUUACCCUGAUUGUUUUUCUAUUAGGUAUUUAAAACCAUUAUGAUAAAAUACUUAAUAAUUUUUACAUUUAUACCUACAAUUCAUACAUUAAGCCGGCAGGCAAGCUUGUUUUGUGAAAUUUAUAAUGUGUAAUAAUAAAGAUUUCAUAAAUAUAUUUUAGAAUCUAGUAUUGCUCUAACCCAUUAUUAUAUUUUAUAAAAUAUUUAGUUUGUGUAUUAAUUUUGUAAGUAGAGUAUCAUUGUUUACGGUGAAAAUAAAUAAUCCGCAAAAUUUAACAA
Molecule: messenger RNA, 2707 nt
Organism: Plodia interpunctella (Indianmeal moth)
Lineage: Eukaryota; Metazoa; Arthropoda; Insecta; Lepidoptera; Pyralidae
Gene: cnn
Product: centrosomin
Exons: 12
Coding region: 235-2385 (716 amino acids)
Biological process (GO): centriole replication; positive regulation of microtubule polymerization; positive regulation of DNA-templated transcription
Cellular component (GO): mitotic spindle pole; pericentriolar material; perinuclear region of cytoplasm
Molecular function (GO): calmodulin binding; gamma-tubulin binding; transcription cis-regulatory region binding
Source: RefSeq, a predicted model, not a curated record